AUGGAUGAAGCAACACGUAACAAGAUUCUGAAGAGCUACCAAACGCAGGUGGCCUCGGCGACUUCGACUAUCUGCGCGACCCUCGCUGUGACGCCGCUGGAGAAUGUGAAGACUCGCAUGCAGACCCAUAAUUUCCGCAACGUGGCUCAGUGCGUCCGCUACCUGUGGCGUACCGAAGGACCCCGCGGUUAUGUUGCUGGAGCCUUGCCGCCUCUGGCCAGCGUCACCGCGGUCCGCGUGCUCAACUUUUCAACUUACAGCAUGGCCAAACACCGUAUCUCGGAUUUCGUUGAGAGAAUGACGGGUGAAUCACCUCUGGCAAUCUACGAGCAGCCCGGCAGCAGUCCCACUCUGUCGGGUCUGGCCACCUUUACCGCCGCCGGUCUCUUUGCUGGCUUGGUCGCCGCGCCGCUUGCCUGCCCCUUUGAGCUGGCCAAGAACGUGGUUCAGACCUCGGUGCUGGUGUCCAACCGCGCCCAGGCGUCUCCCAACGCAAUCAACGACCCUUCGCUGCGCAACAAGCCUCGCCUCAACACCGCUGAAGCGAUCAAGCAGAUCGUCAAGAGAUACGGCAUCCGCGGCUUAUACACCGGCUUCCACCUUCACGCCAUGCGCGACACCCUUGGCUCCGGCUUGUACUUUACCGUGUACGAGACCGUCAAGCAGGUCGCUGCAAAGGAACUGGGUACCGAAAAGUCGCCUUUCGGAGCGCCUAUGAUUGCUGGUGCCAUCUGCAGCACGGUCCCCUGGUUCUGCACUUACCCGCUGGAUACUCGUAAGACCCGCGCUCAGAGUGUGUUGCUGGGCAAGACCAAGGAGGUUGGCGAGGCCGUGACCGCGGUUGCGAAGUCUAGCAUGUACAAGGGACUGUCGAUCAUCCUCAUCCGCACUGGUGUGAACAACAUGAUUCUCUUGAGUAUGUUCGAAUACAUCAAGAUGCGCAUUGACGAGCUGGAGUAG
Molecule: messenger RNA, 960 nt
Organism: Aspergillus sclerotioniger CBS 115572
Lineage: Eukaryota; Fungi; Ascomycota; Eurotiomycetes; Eurotiales; Aspergillaceae
Product: putative mitochondrial carrier protein
Exons: 6
Coding region: 1-960 (319 amino acids)
Biological process (GO): transmembrane transport
Molecular function (GO): transmembrane transporter activity
Source: RefSeq, a predicted model, not a curated record